Molecule: messenger RNA, 1038 nt
Organism: Pelagomonas calceolata
Lineage: Eukaryota; Pelagophyceae; Pelagomonadales; Pelagomonadaceae
Source: the annotation of a GenBank genome assembly
AUUAGACAGCGCUUACGGGUGGCAGACGGCGCCGAGACGCUGUCAGAAAUUCCGUUAAAUAGUCUGGUUGCUGGUGCAGCGAUGCAAGGACCCAUCGACGCGGCUCUCGCGGCAGAGCUGACCGCCUUGUCUGUGAGCACGCAGGAGAGCCGUGCAAAUGCCGCGCAGCGAUCCGCGCGAGCGACCAGAACAAUACCGCUGCGACCCGAGAUCAUACAAUUCAUGUCGCCGCAGUCCUUGUGCCGCCUGACGUGCUGCAGCGCGACGCUCCGCAGAGACGUGCGCGAGGCAGACGCGUGGCAGCGGUUAGCGGAAGUGCACGCGCCGCGAGCUGUACGGGCCGCGCUGGAGAGCGACGCGGCCUCGCGCGUGCGGUCCCACGUCCGCCGGCGCGUGCUCGCGGACUCCCUGUGCCAGGAGACGCCGGCGCGUGACCUCCGUUCCUCCUUGAACGCACCCAUGGAUUUCACGUUCUUUGUGCGCGUCACCGAAGACGGUCGUUUGAUCUGGGAGGGCGACCUGAAGAGCGAGCGAAGUGAUUUUAACUUUCGGCUCCCUCUCUCUGAAGCUUGCGCCGCGAUGGUGGAAAGCGGCAACAUGGGCGACUGCCCCGGUGACGCCAUGGAUUCGUAUCUAGAGCGUCUGCAGUUUACCGUCGUUGCAAUCAGGGACAAGGACCAAGCGAUGAUCCCGCUGGGUCUUUGCGAUUAUCAUGGCAGCAUAAGUUUUACCAACAACUCGCGGCUGCACUCUUACUCUUUCGAGGACGAUAACAUCCUGUUCUCGACGGAUAGAUUGGAAUUUAGGGUCAACCUGUGUUUGCAGGUCACGUUCGGCGGCGUUGGUACGACACCAUCCAUGGAAGGUUUGGUCUUACAUCUAGAUUGGCAGUCUAAGCUCGACGAGGGGCGUGCUGGUGGUCUGGCGAUCCUUGAACCCGUGUUUCUCCUGACCUUUCUUGCGGGUUUCCACUACUCGCUAAUAAACGAGGCUUUGCGAACCAUCAUGGCUGGCACGAUUUUUUUUUGUUCGAGAUGA